Diabrotica virgifera virgifera (western corn rootworm) is the source of this 3747-nucleotide messenger RNA. RefSeq names its product endoplasmic reticulum aminopeptidase 2-like. Gene Ontology annotation, cellular component: cytoplasm. Gene Ontology annotation, molecular function: peptide binding; zinc ion binding; metalloaminopeptidase activity. Gene Ontology annotation, biological process: peptide catabolic process; proteolysis. Bases 917 to 3589 code for a protein of 890 amino acids. Lineage: Eukaryota; Metazoa; Arthropoda; Insecta; Coleoptera; Chrysomelidae. The record is from RefSeq and is a predicted model, not a curated record. The transcript is spliced from 16 exons.
UCGCGGUACUCGGUACGACUACAGAAGAGAACAAACCUUUCAUUUUUGUCACUUUUAAAUUGUAAAUAAAUACAUAGCGUUUUCAAUUCAGUAAAUACAGAACAUUACAAGUGUAGGAUUCAGUUUGGUUCUUCGUAAUAUACCGGUUAUAAGAAAGUUUAAUUAAUACAUUAUAAUAUAUUAGUGCAGUAAUAAUCCGUAUUGUGUUCGCGGGGUGACGCCAUGCCAAGCCGAAAAAGCGCGACCGCGAGUUUAGUGGAUUUGAAUCCCAACGCCAAUCGUCCAAUACAGGAUUCAGCAUUGAAGACCGGUUCGCCGUAGCAUCAUUCAGCUGGCCGACUAACAACCAUAACCAGUCAGGCAACCAAUUACAUACAUAUGUAAUCAGUGUGUACUGGGCCUUUAAGGCGAAAUUACCCGGAUCAACGUUCAAUGGAAUUGAAUCACUUUGGAGGAAUGGAGCAGAAAUGAAAGCUAUUUACAUGGUAUCUGGAGAGUGAAAGUAAACUAUUCAACACGUAUUCUUCGAAUGAAGUCGUGCGUUUAGGAGUUGCAUUAAUAUCCAAGGAAACGCCGUCGUUGGUGGGUGCGAUUAUGGGCAGAAGACAAACCUUAAGGUACAAAUCAUAGAGUCACAGCUCCCAUCAGUCACUCCAUAUGCCAGUCUUCACCACUCAUUCAUAAUCGUGACUCAGGUGGUGUUGUAGGAAAUGAGAGCAACUCAAACCAGGCGAAAAAGAGCCUCUACGAAAACCAUGGCGUUGCAGCUUGUUCACACAACAGGGCCCUCUGCAUUGCCACUAUCGUAUUUGCGUUUUUGUUCACACUUGCAGUCAUUAUCGCCUUUACUGGACCUCAGACUGAUUGCCCGUGUGCUGGAGAUAUUAAGUCGAGUUAUGUGGACGAAAAAGCCAACAUGACAAGAAUUUUUGAACCUAGAGCUACAAAUGGACAGAUCUUCCCAUGGAACAAUAUACGUCUUCCUACCUCCUUGAGACCACACCGCUACAAUUUGACAAUUCAUCCAAAUUUAACAACUCUUGAAGUUAGAAGUCAGGUUUCCAUCGAAUUCCAAGCAGAAAAAGAGACGAACUUUAUCGUCCUUCAUUGUAAAAAUCUCACCAUUCUAGACAAAAUCAUUCAGGAUAGGCACGGAAACAAUUUGACUAUAAUUAAAAUGUUAGAGUACUUAGGUGGGCAACAGCUGUACAUAGAAAUUAGAGAAAAGUUUAAAAAAAGGCAUAAUUAUGUUUUGAGGAUUCGAUACAAUUCAAAAUUAAACCGAGAGGCCGAGGGAUUUUAUAUUUCAAGUUAUAAUACAAAGAACGGAGAGAGAAAGUAUUUGGCUACAACACACUUUGAACCAACUUUUGCUAGAACUGCCUUUCCCUGUUUCGAUGAACCCCAAUUUAAAGCAAAAUUCAGGUUAACUGUUUUUAGAGACAGAUUUCAUAUCAGCCUUUUUAAUACUCCCGUAGUAAAAACUGAUGUUUUAGGAUUUUACAUGGGCACUGGGUUGCUUUACGAUGAAUUUUUGGAAACGAACGAAAUCAGUACCUAUUUAGUAGCAUUUGUGAUAUGUGACUUCAGUCAACGAAAUAAACAAACUGAAAGCGGUGUAUCUGUCUCCAUAUACACCCCUGAACCUUUUGUUUCCAGAGCUCCAUUUACGCUGGAAACGACAUCUUUCUUCCUCGAUUAUUAUGAGAACUUUUUUGGAGUAGCUUUUCCUCUUCCAAAACUAGAUAUUGUAGCACUUCCUGAGUUCGAUUACGGGGCAAUGGAGAAUUGGGGACUAAUUACCUACAGAGAGACUGCUAUUUUUUCAAACACUAAAGAUAACGACACUUUUAUUGCUGCUCACCAGUGGUUGAUUAGUAAACUUGCACAUGAAUUAGCGCACCAGUGGUUUGGAAACUUGGUGACAAUGAAAUGGUGGAACGAUUAUUGGUUAAAUGAAGGUUUCACGACAUUAUUUGAAUAUCAAGGUGUAGAUCAGUAUAUUCCGGAAUGGAAGAUGAUGGAACAAUUUAUUGUAGAUAAAACCCAACCUGCCCUAGCGUUAGAUGCACUAGCAUGUAGUCAUCCUAUUUCUGCAAAUGUGACCGAUCCGUCUGAAAUUGAUGCUAUUUUUGAUACUAUUUCUCUAAAUAAGGGUACUGCCGUUUUGUAUAUGUUGGCAAAUUUUUUACACAAAGAAAAUUUAGAAAAUGGCCUUAACGACUAUCUUAUUUCGUAUAAAUACCAGAAUGCUGAAAUGAAGGAACUCUGGAAUGUUCUAUCAAAAAACACCAACCAAACUUUGGAUGUAAAAGUGGUAAUGGACACGUGGACGAAUCAGAUGGGUUUUCCACUUGUAACAUUAAGACGAGAGAAUAACACCAUUGUUGCCACACAAAAGAGAUUUUUGGUUACAGUUGAAAAAGGAAACAAUACACAUCAUGCACUGCUUCCUUCUGGUUAUGAUUAUAAAUGGCAUAUCCCUCUAACUUAUUUCACCAAUAAUGACAGCGAAGUUAAAUAUGUUUGGAUGAAUAUGACUGAAGCAAAAUUUGACGUUGGCGAUAUAAAAUGGAUCAAAGCCAACGCAAACCAAACAGGCUUCUACAGGGUUAUGUACGACGAUGAUAUUUGGGCAUCAUUAAUUAAGGUCUUGAAAACCAAUCACAAGGUUUUUAGUGCCGCCGACAGAGCCAGUUUAAUUGAUGACGCAUUCUCUUUGUCCAGAGCUGGAGUACUCAACGUAAGUGUAGCAUUAGAACUAUCCUUAUACUUAAAUAAUGAAAGGGAUUAUGCUCCUUGGGCAGCUGCUAUAGAACACUUGAAGUCUUGGGCUCGAAGAUUAUCUGAAUCUUUAGCAUAUAAAUCCUUCCUGAAGUAUAUGCGACUUUUACUGACACCAGUUACCAAAUAUGUUGGAUGGAACAAGAACAAAUCACAUAUGGAAAAGCUUUUAAGAGGACGAGUCCUAUCUGCUGCUAUACUAUGUGAACUAAAUGAAACCAUAUCCGUGGCAAAAACUCAUUUUCAGAACUGGAUGAUCCAAAACAAAAGUGUAGAUCCAAAUUUAAAAGAGAUAAUCUACUCUGCAGGAGUUAAAUAUGGAGGGAUGAAUGAAUGGCAAUAUUGCUGGAAUUUUUACAAGAACACAACAGAUGGGAACGAAAAGCAAAUGCUGUUGAAAGCGCUGGGGGUUGCUUCUGAUCCCUGGUUAUUACAAAGGUAUUUAAUAGAAACUCUGGAUACGAACCUAGUCAAACCUGAAGAUGUAAAACUGGUUCUAGAAGUAGUAGCCGCAAAUCCAGAAGGAAGACUAUUAGCAUGGAGACACCUAAAAGCCUAUUGGCCUACAAUGCACUCCCUAUACGGAAAUAGUACAAUGUUAAUGGGAAAUCUCAUAUCAGCUGUUACAGCACACUUGUCUACACCAUAUGAUUUUUACGAAGUAUCAACAUAUUUUAAUGGCAUGGACGUAGGAUCAGCUUCAAGGGCAUUAGAGCAGAGCUUAGAAAUAAUUCAGUUGAAUAUCAACUGGGUUUCGCAGAACGAGGAAGAAGUAAACAAUUGGCUUCGUAAAAAUUUGAAAUAGAUCUAGUAAAUAUUAACUUUCAAAAAAGUUUUGCACCAAUUCUGCGUUCGUCUCUAUACUCUAUGGAUUUACUAGUAAGACAGUAAUUAUUGUUGAGUAUUAUGUGUUUGAUUUAUAUUUUUAGAUUAAGUGACAUUUCAUUAAAGUUCCUUUAACUC